UCACGCAUGGGCACAAUCAAGUGAAGCAAGCCUUCCACAAAUCCACGACCACUUCAUUCUGCAGUACUGGGAGAACCAGCGGGGCACGUCUCGUUGCACCAUCAAACCGAAAAAUAACUUAAACCCAAAAAGCUUUAACAAUGGGGAAAAUAAAACUACCACGACACGUUUUUUUGUGGAGUAUGUCAGUUAUCUACAUGUUUGCUUUUGGAUCCCUUUACGUCCAGAUUCCAGGUCUCUAUGGGAACGAGGGGGUCCUUCCUGUGCGUCUGGUGGAGCCUGGUGUGUCGGGUGACAGGCCGCUGUUGGAGCAGCUCCAGGCCUCACCCUCUCUGCUGUGGCUGGGGCCCCACCUGGGGCUGGGGCGCCCUGAGACCAUGGAGCUGCUCUGCCUGGUGGGGGUACUGUUGUCCCUGGGCGCUGCCCUCCUUGAGCCCCUCAGAGACAGCCUGGUGUUCCUGGUCCUCUGGGGCCUCUACCUCUCCCUCUGCCAGGUGGGUCAGGCCUUCCUGCGAUUUGCAUGGGACGGUCUGCUGCUGGAGGCGGGGUUUCUGACCGUCCUCAUCGCGCCGCUCAACCUCCUGCACAGGCGCUCCGCCUCCAGUCACCACGACGCGGUGACCUUCUGGCUGGCGCGCUGGCUGCUGUUCCGCCUCACGUUCGGUUCCGGGGUCGCUAAGCUGGCCAGCCACUGCCCUAGCUGGUGGGGACUCACUGCUCUGAGCCACCUGUUUGAGACCCAAGGUAGCCCCACCCCUUUAGCGUGGUUCGCCCACCAGCUGCCUGAUUGGCUGCUGAGGUUGGGCACUGUGGGCGUGCUGGUGUCGGAGACGGUGCUGCCGCUCCUUUACUUUGCCCCCAUGCGCUGCCUCAGACUGGGAGCCUUCUACUUGCAGGUUGUGCACCAGGCCACCUGCAUGCUGACAGGGAACCUGACCCCCCUCAACCUUCUGGCGUUGGCCCUGAGCUUUUCCCUGCUGGACGACGACCAUGUGUCCGCAUGUCUGGGGCAUGCCAAGAAGAGACUGGCUAGGACCUGGGGUCAGAGUUUGCUGUCAGGUCUUACUUUAGUGACAGAGCUGGGCAUCUGGGUCCUCAUCAUCUACUGUGUCAAAGUUCUCUUCCACCUGGAGCUGAACUGGGAGGCUGGGACUAUGUCCUCCAAAACCACCUUCACCCAGCACCAGUUUGACGAGCUGCUCAAGGCGGCGACUGUCCCCAGCAUCUGGGUGGGGGUGCUCUCUCUCACCUGGGAGCUAGUAGCUUCCAUGCUUGGGUGUGUGUCUGUGAGAGGGUGCUUCUGGAAGCUCUGGGCUCUCCUCCAAUGGGUGGUCUUUGGCGCGGCUGCCGUGGGGAUGUUUGCCAUCAGUGUGGUGCCGUACACGUCGUUUGAGCCGGGGUCAAACAGCAGGAUCCUCCCAGAGCUGAAGAGGAUCUCUAGCCUGGUGGAGCGCUACAGGCUGGUGGGCUCCUACGCCCUGGACGGCGCGGUCCCCGGCCUGCAGGGACGGCCUGAGAUAGUCCUGGAGGGCAGCAUGGACAAAGCUACAUGGACGGAGAUCGAGUUCAUGUACAAGCCGGGGAACGAGAGUGCGGCCCCUCCGGUGACGAGCCCCUAUCAGGCCAGGCUGGACUGGCAGCUGUGGCAGGCAGCCCAGGGGCCCCACAAACACAGCCCCUGGUUCACCAGCCUGGUCCACAGGCUGCUGCAGGGCAAGGAGGACGUGGUGAGUCUGGUCCAGGCGGAUGAGGCCCGGUACCCCUUCAGCCAGGCCCCGCCAGCCUACAUCCGAGCCAGCCUGUACAGGUACUGGUGGACACAGCCCAACGAGGACGGGUCGCGACCUCAGCAGUGGUGGAGGAGACAUUACGUGGAGGAGUUCUAUCCCACAGUGCAGUUGGGCGACCUCGCCCUGGAAGAGAUGCUGAGUCAGCAUGGACUGAAGGAGAAGGUCCCGGCCCAGCCCAGUCCAGACAGCAUGCUGGCCCAGGCGCUGAGGCAGGUGAGGGGCCACGUUGGGACUCUGCCGGGGCCCCUGGUGCUCUGGUCCCUGUCUGUCACCGUAGCAGCCAUCUGCCUCCUCAAAACCUUCCUGGGUGCUCGCAAGGCCAGGGCCCCCCCAGCUGAACCCAAGGCCAAGAGGCCCAAGGACCAACCGAGGCCCCAAACGAAACACGCCCCGGCCGCCAGCCUCAAAGCCCAGCGGGAGGACUCUGCUGACAGGAGACAGGAUUCUGACAGGAGCCCCAGGAAGAGGAAGUGAUGUCAAAAGGUACUUUCUGGUACACUCUGUUGCCGUAUUGGAUGAGCGGUACAUAUCAAUCUCAGGUGUUUUUAUAUUGACAAACUGGCAUUUUCUGCACCCUAUCCCCUAACAUGACCACUUUAACCUUGUCUGUUGACCUGUCAUAUCCCAAGCUUACCAUUUAGUUCCUGCUUUUCCCCCUUCUCUCAGGGUGCACUUGUUAUCAGUUAUCAGUCAUGCCCACAGGCAUCUGAAGCAACAGUUGUGCCUUGUCUCUUAACCUAGCCAUCGUUACGCUUCACGGAGCAGCAUGUACAAACGGCAAUUUCCUGGACAUUUCCAAUGCGGUCGAAUCUUGUUCUUUCUUGCAUAAGCUGUUCAGGGAUCCAAACACAUGCUAUGCCUCUAAUUUAAGUAUAUGUCACACUGGGCACUUGUCUCUUCUGCAUACUUCCCAAAGUCUAAUCAUAGACGCCCCCAUCAUCGGUUUCUCUAGCCACAAUCUUCCUCAAAUCAGGAUUUGGUUACUUUUUUUAAGUCACAUUGUGCCUUUUUAAAGUCCUAAUCCUUUGAUUCCCGACCACCCCCCCCCCCCCCCCCUCUAAUCCAUCUUUUCGUUUCAAAAAGCUUUAAUGCAUUUGUGCAUCUGGGGAAUGUCUACAUUCCACAAUACUCGCGUGAAUUCCUUCAACGUGAGAUCUAAGCUAAGAGGGUGGAAGUGGUCCAGCCCUGUCCUGGACCGGCUGUGCAAUGACUCACUGUGGAGGCAGAUGUUGAAGCUAAGACACUUCUUUUCAAUUUGCACUACAUGAAGUGUUAAUAAUUUGUUCUUGAUGCAUUUAUUUGACCGAUACAAAAAAUGUAACGUAUUGAAGUGAAGGCGUUGUUAAACUAAAGACUGUUGGUUGUGGUAACACAGUUUGUAACUAUAGUUGAACUUAGUAGUAGUAGUAGUACCAGAAUUGCACUGUUACAUGAGGACUGCCACAGAUAAAUAUUAAAAUGGUAUUACAGAUUAGUGACAAUACACAAUUGAUAUAGGGCAUGAGGGGAGUGUAGUGACAGUAAUGUUUCAUAAUGCAACUUAGUUUCAAACAUACCAGUUAAAUUAUUUCAACAGUAUUGUUGAAUAGCAUUUAAUGUGGAACUACAGUUCUGUUAGCGUCACUGACAUUUUUUAACCAGAGAAUUUGGUCGCCAAAUUGAAGACUCGACACAAGUAAAAUGUACUAACAUUAAUAUUAGAAAGAGGCCAAUUUACCAUAUGUUCUCAUUGGUUGUCUAUUGGCUGGUUUUAAAGGUAUUGAGAUGGUUGCCUUGGAUGAAUGGACAAAGUAAUGCUUGCUGCCAAUUAUUGUUUCUUUGCUUUAUUUUGUCACGGUAAAAACUGACCUGCUCAUUUCGUACAAUAAAGAUAUGAAAACA
This is a messenger RNA of Osmerus eperlanus (European smelt), 3671 nucleotides long. RefSeq names its product lipase maturation factor 2-like. Lineage: Eukaryota; Metazoa; Chordata; Actinopteri; Osmeriformes; Osmeridae. Gene Ontology annotation, cellular component: endoplasmic reticulum membrane. Gene Ontology annotation, biological process: protein maturation. Bases 141 to 2264 code for a protein of 707 amino acids. The transcript has 14 exons. The record is from RefSeq and is a predicted model, not a curated record.